ACCGUUGUCACUAUGACAUUGUACAUAACCUUCAAGUCUUGAGGCACGCGUUAUCAAAAUCUACUACUGUCACGAUUCCUGAUACCGUGUUAAUUGAAAUUUUUUGAUAUUAGAGAAUUCAAAUCGUGAGUGAUCUAAGGCUCCUAUCUUGUCAGUGGCUUAAAUACGAUGUCCGACCCUCGAAUUCGCACUUUAAAGAUAAAAACCGGAGUAGUGAAGCGGCUCGCCAAAGAGAAAGUUACUUACGAAAAAGAAGCUGCCCAGCAACGCGACAGAAUACAGAAAUUCAAAGAUCAGGGUAAAGACGAGUAUGAUAUACGUAAGCAAGAAGAGGUUCUUCAAGAGUCCUUGAUGAUGGUUCCUGACUGUCAGCGUCGUCUGGUAAAAGCAUUUGAAGACUUAAAAAAAACCUUGGAAAGUGAACAAGACUUAAAAGAGACAGAAGCAUAUGCUGAGGCAGAAAAAGUGAUUCUCGAUGCAGAAAUACAGCUUCCACAGCCAGGAGAAGCUUUAAAGACAUGUUAAAUC
Molecule: messenger RNA, 528 nt
Organism: Diprion similis
Lineage: Eukaryota; Metazoa; Arthropoda; Insecta; Hymenoptera; Diprionidae
Gene: Tbca
Product: tubulin-specific chaperone A
Exons: 2
Coding region: 169-525 (118 amino acids)
Biological process (GO): post-chaperonin tubulin folding pathway; tubulin complex assembly
Cellular component (GO): cytosol; microtubule cytoskeleton
Molecular function (GO): beta-tubulin binding
Source: RefSeq, a predicted model, not a curated record